AUGCGUGACGUCAUAGAGAACUCUGCUCAGCUUUAUGGAACGCAGUUUGCAGUGUGUGUGGUCAUUCUACGGGAGCCGGCCUACGCGGCUGAGGAGGACCCGACAAGCGACGACUCCCGCCUGCGGACCCCUCGCCUGCCAGGACUGCCCAGUGAUGACGCCGAAGACGCCACCGCAAGCCGUGAGGAGCCGGCCUACGCGGCUGAGGAGGACCCGACAAGCGACGACUCCCGCCUGCGGACCCCUCGCCUGCCAGGACUGCCCAGUGAUGACGCCGAAGACGCCACCGCACGCCGUGAGGAGCCGGCCUACGCGGCUGAGGAGGACCCGACAAGCGACGACUCCCGCCUGCGGACCCCUCGCCUGCCAGGACUGCCCAGUGAUGACGCCGAAGACGCCACCGCACGCCGUGAGGAGCCGGCCUACGCGGCUGAGGAGGACCCGACAAGCGACGACUCCCGCCUGCGGACCCCUCGCCUGCCAGGACUGCCCAGUGAUGACGCCGAAGACGCCACCGCACGCCGUGAGGAGCCGGCCUACGCGGCUGAGGAGGACCCGACAAGCGACGACUCCCGCCUGCGGACCCCUCGCCUGCCAGGACUGCCCAGUGAUGACGCCGAAGACGCCACCGCACGCCGUGAGGAGCCGGCCUACGCGGCUGAGGAGGACCCGACAAGCGACGACUCCCGCCUGCGGACCCCUCGCCUGCCAGGACUGCCCAGUGAUGACGCCGAAGACGCCACCGCACGCCGUGAGGAGCCGGCCUACGCGGCUGAGGAGGACCCGACAAGCGACGACUCCCGCCUGCGGACCCCUCGCCUGCCAGGACUGCCCAGUGAUGACGCCGAAGACGCCACCGCACGCCGUGAGGAGCCGGCCUACGCGGCUGAGGAGGACCCGACAAGCGACGACUCCCGCCUGCGGACCCCUCGCCUGCCAGGACUGCCCAGUGAUGACGCCGAAGACGCCACCGCACGCCGUGAGGAGCCGGCCUACGCGGCUGAGGAGGACCCGACAAGCGACGACUCCCGCCUGCGGACCCCUCGCCUGCCAGGACUGCCCAGUGAUGACGCCGAAGACGCCACCGCACGCCGUGAGGAGCCGGCCUACGCGGCUGAGGAGGACCCGACAAGCGACGACUCCCGCCUGCGGACCCCUCGCCUGCCAGGACUGCCCAGUGAUGACGCCGAAGACGCCACCGCACGCCGUGAGGAGCCGGCCUACGCGGCUGAGGAGGACCCGACAAGCGACGACUCCCGCCUGCGGACCCCUCGCCUGCCAGGACUGCCCAGUGAUGACGCCGAAGACGCCACCGCACGCCGUGAGGAGCCGGCCUACGCGGCUGAGGAGGACCCGACAAGCGACGACUCCCGCCUGCGGACCCCUCGCCUGCCAGGACUGCCCAGUGAUGACGCCGAAGACGCCACCGCACGCCGUGAGGAGCCGGCCUACGCGGCUGAGGAGGACCCGACAAGCGACGACUCCCGCCUGCGGACCCCUCGCCUGCCAGGACUGCCCGGUGAUGACGCCGAAGACGCCACCGCACGCCGUGAGGAGCCGGCCUACGCGGCUGAGGAGGACCCGACAAGCGACGACUCCCGCCUGCGGACCCCUCGCCUGCCAGGACUGCCCAGUGAUGACGCCGAAGACGCCACCGCACGCCGUGAGGAGCCGGCCUACGCGGCUGAGGAGGACCCGACAAGCGACGACUCCCGCCUGCGGACCCCUCGCCUGCCAGGACUGCCCAGUGAUGACGCCGAAGACGCCACCGCACGCCGUGAGGAGCCGGCCUACGCGGCUGAGGAGGACCCGACAAGCGACGACUCCCGCCUGCGGACCCCUCGCCUGCCAGGACUGCCCAGUGAUGACGCCGAAGACGCCACCGCACGCCGGCGGGUGGGCGGGUCUCUGGGUGGUUUGGCCAUACGUGUCUUUGAAAUGUUGCCCAUCUCUGGAUAUACCACUGCGUCGUGGGAGCCGGCCUACGCGGCUGAGGAGGACCCGACAAGCGACGACUCCCGCCUGCGGACCCCUCGCCUGCCAGGACUGCCCAGUGAUGACGCCGAAGACGCCACCGCACGCCGUGAGGAGCCGGCCUACGCGGCUGAGGAGGACCCGACAAGCGACGACUCCCGCCUGCGGACCCCUCGCCUGCCAGGACUGCCCAGUGAUGACGCCGAAGACGCCACCGCACGCCGUGAGGAGCCGGCCUACGCGGCUGAGGAGGACCCGACAAGCGACGACUCCCGCCUGCGGACCCCUCGCCUGCCAGGACUGCCCAGUGAUGACGCCGAAGACGCCACCGCACGCCGUGAGGAGCCGGCCUACGCGGCUGAGGAGGACCCGACAAGCGACGACUCCCGCCUGCGGACCCCUCGCCUGCCAGGACUGCCCGGUGAUGACGCCGAAGACGCCACCGCACGCCGUGAGGAGCCGGCCUACGCGGCUGAGGAGGACCCGACAAGCGACGACUCCCGCCUGCGGACCCCUCGCCUGCCAGGACUGCCCAGUGAUGACGCCGAAGACGCCACCGCACGCCGUGAGGAGCCGGCCUACGCGGCUGAGGAGGACCCGACAAGCGACGACUCCCGCCUGCGGACCCCUCGCCUGCCAGGACUGCCCAGUGAUGACGCCGAAGACGCCACCGCACGCCGUGAGGAGCCGGCCUACGCGGCUGAGGAGGACCCGACAAGCGACGACUCCCGCCUGCGGACCCCUCGCCUGCCAGGACUGCCCAGUGAUGACGCCGAAGACGCCACCGCACGCCGUGAGGAGCCGGCCUACGCGGCUGAGGAGGACCCGACAAGCGACGACUCCCGCCUGCGGACCCCUCGCCUGCCAGGACUGCCCAGUGAUGACGCCGAAGACGCCACCGCACGCCGUGAGGAGCCGGCCUACGCGGCUGAGGAGGACCCGACAAGCGACGACUCCCGCCUGCGGACCCCUCGCCUGCCAGGACUGCCCAGUGAUGACGCCGAAGACGCCACCGCACGCCGUGAGGAGCCGGCCUACGCGGCUGAGGAGGACCCGACAAGCGACGACUCCCGCCUGCGGACCCCUCGCCUGCCAGGACUGCCCAGUGAUGACGCCGAAGACGCCACCGCACGCCGUGAGGAGCCGGCCUACGCGGCUGAGGAGGACCCGACAAGCGACGACUCCCGCCUGCGGACCCCUCGCCUGCCAGGACUGCCCAGUGAUGACGCCGAAGACGCCACCGGACGCCGUGAGGAGCCGGCCUACGCGGCUGAGGAGGACCCGACAAGCGACGACUCCCGCCUGCGGACCCCUCGCCUGCCAGGACUGCCCAGUGAUGACGCCGAAGACGCCACCGCACGCCGUGAGGAGCCGGCCUACGCGGCUGAGGAGGACCCGACAAGCGACGACUCCCGCCUGCGGUCCCCUCGCCUGCCAGGACUGCCCAGUGAUGACGCCGAAGACGCCACCGCACGCCGUGAGGAGCCGGCCUACGCGGCUGAGGAGGACCCGACAAGCGACGACUCCCGCCUGCGGACCCCUCGCCUGCCAGGACUGCCCAGUGAUGACGCCGAAGACGCCACCGCACGCCGUGAGGAGCCGGCCUACGCGGCUGAGGAGGACCCGACAAGCGACGACUCCCGCCUGCGGACCCCUCGCCUGCCAGGACUGCCCAGUGAUGACGCCGAAGACGCCACCGCACGCCGUGAGGAGCCGGCCUACGCGGCUGAGGAGGACCCGACAAGCGACGACUCCCGCCUGCGGACCCCUCGCCUGCCAGGACUGCCCAGUGAUGACGCCGAAGACGCCACCGCACGCCGUGAGGAGCCGGCCUACGCGGCUGAGGAGGACCCGACAAGCGACGACUCCCGCCUGCGGACCCCUCGCCUGCCAGGACUGCCCAGUGAUGACGCCGAAGACGCCACCGCACGCCGUGAGGAGCCGGCCUACGCGGCUGAGGAGGACCCGACAAGCGACGACUCCCGCCUGCGGACCCCUCGCCUGCCAGGACUGCCCAGUGAUGACGCCGAAGACGCCACCGCACGCCGUGAGUACCUCCACUUUUAA
This is a messenger RNA of Paramisgurnus dabryanus, 4041 nucleotides long. The record is from RefSeq and is a predicted model, not a curated record. Lineage: Eukaryota; Metazoa; Chordata; Actinopteri; Cypriniformes; Cobitidae.